Messenger RNA from Colletotrichum higginsianum IMI 349063, 1467 nucleotides. RefSeq names its product Beta-1,3-glucan-binding protein. The transcript has 2 exons. Gene Ontology annotation, molecular function: hydrolase activity, hydrolyzing O-glycosyl compounds. The record is from RefSeq and is a predicted model, not a curated record. The coding region runs from base 1 to 1467 and encodes 488 amino acids. Gene Ontology annotation, biological process: carbohydrate metabolic process. Lineage: Eukaryota; Fungi; Ascomycota; Sordariomycetes; Glomerellales; Glomerellaceae.
AUGGACCAGGACCAAUACGGCCAGGGCUACUACUCCCGCCCUGUAGCCGGAAUGCCCUCGACAGCUACCACGGCCUCGGCCACCCCUAAUCGCCCCGGCACUCCCAACACAGAAAAUAGCCGCAACCCCUUUGGCGACGGCAUCGAGUCACAGGCUUCUCAGAGGGGCCCCGUCGGCACGAAUCCAUUCGGCACCCCCGCCGUCUCCCGUCCUGCCUCGAGCUUCGGCUCGUCCAGCGCCAUCGGCGCCCGUUUUGAUGAACGCUCUCAGCGCUACUUCCACUCGAGGCGCAUUCGCAAGGAAGACGUCGAGAAGCCUUGGUUGGACAAGUCCGACCCCAAGGAGAAAUGGGUCACCAUCAUCCCCAUCGUCGGCAUCUUCAUUGGCCUCGCCGUCUCGGGUUUCCUCGUCUGGGACGGUAUCCGCAGCGUCGUCAAGCACAAGUACUGCCCCGUGCUCAUGGAGGACUUUGCCUCGGGCAGCCUGGACUCCAACGUCUGGACUAAGGAGGUCGAGGUCGGCGGCUUCGGCAAUGGCGAGUUUCAGAUGACUACCGCCGACGACGAGAACGUCUUCAUCAAGGACGGCAACCUCUUCAUUCGUCCCACUCUCACAGACUCGGCCCUCAUUGAGAAGGACACCGUCAUUGACCUGCUCAAAGAUGGCACUUGCACCUCUGACCAGCCCUCGUCUUGCAUCGCUGCCACCAACACCACGGCCGGCAACUCGUCCAUUGUGCCACCCACCAGGUCCGGUCGCAUAAACACUAAGAAGGGUGCAACCAUCAAGUACGGUCGCGUCGAGGUCGUCGCCAAGCUGCCCAAGGGCGACUGGCUCUGGCCCGCCAUCUGGAUGAUGCCCGUCGAUAGCACCUACGGACCUUGGCCGCUGUCUGGCGAGAUUGACAUUCUCGAGUCCCGCGGCAACAACUGGACCUACAGCCAGGGAGGCAACAACAUCGCCUCGUCCGCUCUCCACUGGGGCCCCGACCAGGCAAACGACGCCUGGUGGCGCACCAACAACAAGCGUCAGGCCCUGCACACAACGUACGCCGACGGUUUUAACACUUUCGGUCUCGAAUGGUCCCAGAAGUACAUCUUCACCUAUAUCAACAGCCGGCUGCUCCAGGUUCUCUACACAAACUUCGAGGAGCCCAUGUGGCAGCGCGGCGACUUCCCCCAGACCAACUCCAACGGCUCCCGUCUCGAGGACGUCUGGAGCCAGACGGGCCGCGCCAACACGCCCUUUGACCAGCGUUUCUACCUCAUCAUCAAUGUCGCUGUCGGAGGCACCAACGGCUGGUUCGAGGACGGCAAGUCGGGCAAGCCUUGGGUUGGCACCAGCCCCAACGCCAAGAAGGACUUUUGGCAGGCCCGCGACCAGUGGCUUCCCACGUGGACGUCUCCCGAGCUCACUGUCUCCAAGGUCUCCAUGUGGCAGCAAUGCGACGGCAACGAAGAGUUGUAA